This is a messenger RNA of Syzygium oleosum, 5250 nucleotides long. RefSeq names its product pentatricopeptide repeat-containing protein At5g41170, mitochondrial-like. The transcript has 3 exons. The record is from RefSeq and is a predicted model, not a curated record. Gene Ontology annotation, molecular function: protein binding. The coding region runs from base 160 to 2883 and encodes 907 amino acids. Lineage: Eukaryota; Viridiplantae; Streptophyta; Magnoliopsida; Myrtales; Myrtaceae.
UUCGCUUUUUCCUCGCCGUCGUCGUCGUCGUCGUCUUCUUGCUUGCUCAGGGAUCGGCGCUCGCGAGGAGUGGCUGCAUUUUCCGCGCCGCCGCCGUCUCCCACCUUCGGGCGCGGGGACAUCCGGCCGCGAAACGCCGUCCGCCUCUGGCUUCUACGGAUGUCAGCUAGCCUGCGCCGGGUGCGCAACCCCCGAGUGCAUUGCCCUGCCUCCGUCCCUCCGUCUCAACCGAAGUCGCACUCCAUAGUAGACCCCGGAGCGAAAGCGUCCGUUCACUUCACGCCCUCUCACCUCCAAGAAGCCCUAGCUCCUCGAACCCAUUUCAGGCGAAGCCUGUCGCACUCCGCUUGCUGCUCUAGCUCGACCGACGGCAGUCCCGGCUUCGGGUUCUUGCGUCAGUUCUUGCCCCGUUCGAGCUCGCGCGCUGAUAAUUUGUGCUUCCUUAAUUCGCACGAAAGGCGAAGGCUCAUUGUCGGAUUAUCCAGACUGAUAAAGCGGAGACAAGGGUACGUCUUGAAGGCCUUUUUCGGUACAUUCUGCCCCUUUUUCCUGGUGAAGAUAUUGAAGAAUUUGCAAUCCCGCCAUACUGCUUUUGCAUUCUUCAAGCUCGUGUUCGCAGGCGAUUCCGAGGAGGAAGUCCGCUCGUGCUGCGUGGCUGCGCAUAUGUUGGCGGCCGAGGAUCUCCGUCUCCUCGCGCAGGAUAUCACUUCGUGGCUGAUCAGUAGAAUUGGGCUGUGCAGGAGUAAGGAAUUGGUAGAGUUUAUGUGGGAGAAGCACGGCCUUUAUGAAACUGAUUUCUCCAUUCUUGAUACGCUUAUGCGGGCAUUUCUGAAUGUGGGGAUGAGUGAGGAGGCGGUGGGGAUUCUGAGUAGGAUGAGGGAAGUGAACCUGAUGCCUAGCGAAUCUGCAAUGGUUAUUCUUUUGAAGUCUUUGCUUAGAGUAGGUGACUUCAGUAAUCUAUGGAAGUUGUUUAGAGACAUGAUUUUUAGGGGACCUUUUCCUUCAAAUAAAUCUGUAAAUGUAGUGCUUCUUGGGUUUUGUAGGAAAGGUCGUGUUACAAUAGCUGAGAAUUUGUUUCAUGUGAUGGGAAAAUUCGGUUUCAGACCUGAUGUUUAUUCUUACAACAUUCUGAUUGGCGCAUAUUGCGCUGGCGGGAGGGCAUUGGUAGCAAUAAACUGGGUGUAUCUUAUGAUUGAGAGAGGUUGUAGACCUAGCAAUGUUACGUUAAAUACUGUCAUCAGUGCCUUGUGUAAAGAUGGCAAUGUGGCAAAAGCAAGACAAUUUUUCGACAGUGUCCCCGAGAUGGGUCUUUCCGGAUAUACUUUCAUGUAUAACUCUCUCAUGGACGGGUAUGUUAAAGCAGGGGACAUUCUUCAGGCAAAUAUGCUUUACGAAGAAAUGCGGAGCAAUGGCAUAUCUCCUGAUUGUGUCACCUUUAAUAUUCUGGUUGGUGGUUAUUACAAGUUCGGAAGGGAAGAUGAUGGUGAUAGAUUGUUCAAGGAUAUGCUUGCGUCUAACUUGCUUCCCAAGGAUUCCCUCUAUGAUAUAACGGUUGCAGGUUUGUGUUGGACUGGUCAAAUAGAUGAGGCUGUGGAACUUCUGGGGGAUAUACUUGAGAAAGGAGAACCUGUAAACUUGACUGCAUUUAAUACAAUUAUUGCUGCUUAUGGUAGGGUCGGGAUGCACGAUAAAGCCUAUGAGAUUUAUCAGCUACUGACGAGAUUUGGUCUGUCACCUUCUUCAUCCACAUCCAGCUCUCUUCUUUUGGGUUUGUCAAAGAGAGGAAGGUUGCAAGAAGCCAGAGGUCUUUUGUAUGAUAUGAUGGAAAGGGGUUUCCCGGUCAACAAAGUGGGCUUUACAGUUCUCUUGGAUGGAUAUUUGAAAGUAAGGGACAUAACUCAGGCUCAGAGUUUGUGGGAUGAGAUGGAACUCAGGGGUAUAUCUCCUGAUGCUAUUGCCUUCUCAGCCUUCAUCAAUGGACUAUCAAAAGCAGGUUUUGUGGAGGAGGCAUACGAUAUUUUUCAGGAAAUGUUAAGGAAAGAAUUAGUUCCAAACAGUUAUAUCUACAGCGCUUUGAUUAGGGGUUUUUGUGACUGUGGGAAGCUAAAGCAAGCAGUGAGGUUGCAGAGAGAAAUGAGGCAAAAGGGUUUUCUUCCGGAUGUCUUUACUUCCAAUGUUAUUAUUGAUGGUUUCUGCAAACACGGAAAACUGAAGUCUGCUAUGGAUGCGUAUAUGGAUAUGCAUCGAAUUGGGUUAACCCCUGAUAUAGUCACAUAUAACACUUUGAUAAAUGGGUAUUGCAAAGCAUUUGACACGGCUGGUGCUGAUAAAUUCAUGAAUGAAAUCUACGCCAGUGGAUGGAACCCAGAUAUUACAACGUUUAAUAUAAGAAUCCACGGUUUUUGCUGUAGCAGGAAAAUGAGUAGAGCAGUGAUGACACUUGAUGAGCUUGCUGCAGCAGGUGUUGCUCCAAAUAUAGUCACAUAUAACACAAUGAUGAAUGGCAUCUGCAGGGACAUACUAGAUCGUGCGUUGAUAGUUACUGCUAAACUGAUUAAGAUGUCUUUCAUUCCAAAUGUGGUUACGGUAAAUACAUUGCUGUCACAAUUUUUGAAGCAGGGAAUGCCUGAGAGAACCUUAUGGUGGGGGCAGAAAUUGAGUGAAAUUUCAUUCGGCUUUGAUGAGGUUUCAGAUAGAAUUAUUGAGAGAGCCUAUGAAAGCACGCAGAAUAGUGCUGAGCUGUUCAGUGGUGCCUCUGAAAAGAGACUCUUUUUAAAUUCCUUGAUGUACAUUACUUACGAUUAUAUGUAUAGAAAUAGACAGUAUAUUGAACCAAGUCGUAGUGUGAUUAAAUUUAUGAGUAAUGGUGUUGGUGCACCAUGAAGGUUGAAAUGUGACGAGUACUUGGUUCGGCUGUGAAUGAUGCAGACUCUCAUGCAAUGGUGGAUAAACGUCUACCUAUUCUCAAAUUUAUUGUACAUGCUGUAUAUUGUUUGGCACAGAAGAUGAAGGACUGUUACUGUGGGGCUGAAGAAAUAUCAUCAAGUUGAUCUCAUUCUGCCUAUACAAAUGAAGAUUUUACUGAUAAGACUAACAGGAAAAGUGCUGUUGACGUUCAACUUUUUGGUCUUGUGGAGCAUCAUAUUGUGUGAAGACAGCAAAGAACAAAUUCAGUUGGUACUGUUUUUGAACACAUGCCUAAGAAAAGCUAAUUCAUGGUACAUCCAGCUCUCAUGGCAGACUAAGAUUGGGAGACUACUUGGAGGAACCUGAGUAUAAGCUUAUCGGGUUGAAGGGUUAGGAGUUCAGGAAGAAGGAUUUUGAUACCAUUUAUGGAGUCCAAUGGGGAGAAUCUAUCCGUUGCAAAAUGGACCCACUAGGCCAUUGAGUCCAAAUCUGAUGUGGAGAUCAAUCUGUUGCCUACUCAGUUACCUGGAUGCAUAUCUCAAAGAACUAAGCAUCAACUGUUCUUGCUAAACUGCUUUAUAACAACCCACCUCUCCACACUCAUGUUUCUCUUCUUUGUUUAUUUUCUAACUAGUUUAUAAUGGUAGAUCUAUGAAUUAGAUAGUUGGAUUGAGAAAAGUUCAUCAAUUCUCAAGAUUUGUUCAGUGGAGUGUGUGUGUGUGUGUCAGAUUUUCCAGAAAAAUUUGCAGAUGGUGGCUGGAUCGAGGGGUAUGAUGAACUGUUGAGUGUGAAGCUUCGUGUUCCUGGCACGUUAUUUUCAUUUUUUCGUGCAUGUGUGGUUUUGGUUCAUUCCAUGGCUCAACUUCUUACAAGGAUACAUGCUACCAGCUGCAUAUCCUCGUACAUUUGGAGGGGAAAAAGCUGAAAUACUAGUGUUUCCAGACAAAACAUUUUGAGUGAAAUCUUUCUUUACAAUCUGGACAAAAGAGUGACUGUUCUGCCAAAUAGCAUCCCAUCAGAAUUUUCUAGUAUUGAAAAAAGUCUGCGAUUUUUAUGACUUCUAGUUUGCUAUGACCAUUCAUGACUGGCCUAUGUUGUUGGUCAAGAUUUUAAUUGUCAGAAUCUACCUUUCCUAUUACUGUUGAGAAGUGCAAUUUUGGCGCAAUGGAUUCAUAGUCAUUUGUAUUGUAAAAUCAGAAGAUAUAUUUUUUAUUUUUCUAGAUUCAAAAGAUCUAAUGAUGAAGUUUAAUUUGUGUUCUUUAUCUCUUUGUAGAUACUUUCUGAUUCCGAUGCAUGCAGACAUCCUUCCUGCCUUCCAUCGGAGAAAAAUUAGCUUUCUUAUCAUUUUCAUCUUGAUUAAUUUAUGAUGGUUGAUCUAGCUGAAUCUAGUUACUGGCCAAAAAAGAAAAUCUAGCUUAAUUUAGCUUUCUCGGUUUUUUCGUGUCUAUUACAUACCAUCUGUUUUGCAGUUAAUUAUUUGAUAUCAAGUAAGUGAUGGACUGGGGCCACAAGAAUGCGAUGGUUAUUAUAUCUGAUUUUCUUGGGCAGGUGAUUGGAACGCAUGUAGUUGAGCUCCUGAUUGCAUUGAGACUGGCAGUUUAACAACUAAGAGUGAGGUGUGGAGUUCCAGCAUGGUAUUGCUUGAGUGGCUCGUCUGCAGACGAUCACUUCAAGUGACCCGCCCCAGGCCAAGAGCUUUCAGUUUUGGUGGAAAUGGAGCAGUUUAUUUAGUCAUCAUCACAAUUUUUCCGACGCAAUAUAUCAGAAGUGAUCAUGCCCAUGGCGAAUGUUACAUGCAGGCCUUCUUCUAUUGCUUCCUUCCCCGCUCACUUCCUCACAGAAUGGAAGGUACUGAUUAACGAGUUGGCUAUUUUGGGGCACUUAACCUGCUCUGGUAUGUGCUUCAAGUUCCUGAUCAUAAGAGAGAAAAGUUGAACAGGAAUAUGUGCUGCCCGUGGUCAAAAUAAGAUCAAGCAAACUUUUUUAGUGAGAGAAGAGGUAGUGACAUGUGCAAUCUACUUUCUUCUAUUAUCAGGAGAAGGUCUGGUUGAACCGUAAAUUUGGCAGAUUACUACAUUGAAGCUUUCCGGUCUCUCAUGUCAAUCACAGAAUAUCCAGCAUUUUAUCCCGGAAAAAGAAAGGUAAUUCUACAUCCUCACCAGUCCCCUUGAAUGCUUCGGCAAACCACAGCAGCUUUAAUACAAUCUUUGGCAUUUUGUUUUCUCAAAACAGAAUAUGUGGGAAAUUGAAGCAGUUUAUAAUUGAUUUUCAAAGUUUUUGGUUUGACUUUUAGGAAGGUUAUAUUUCCACGGCCAAAAAGGUUGAUGCCAUAGACCUUUUGAA